Macrosiphum euphorbiae (potato aphid) is the source of this 417-nucleotide messenger RNA. The record is from the annotation of a GenBank genome assembly. NCBI's taxonomy places the organism in Eukaryota, Metazoa, Arthropoda, Insecta, Hemiptera, Aphididae.
AUGGCCAACAAUGAUUAUAAACAUAUGCUGGAGAGCUUCCGGACUAUCGACUUAAAAACAUUAUUGGGAACUUUUGGUCAAAGUAUAGUAGGAAAAAAAUCUGAAUUAAAAUAUCGGGCAAUUGAAUUAUUAAGAAGUAGAUCAGCUGGCUUUAACCAAGCGGACUAUGUAUCAAAAAUACAUGAAAUAUAUUGUUGCUUUGGAACAUUUAUGCCUAAAAAUGAUGCUAUUAUGAAUCACAACUUAUUACAAACUCAACAGAGACAAAUGAUGGGGCAGAUACAGGCCCCACAACAAGGAAUUUACCAACCUGCCCCACAAUAUAAUCAACUUCCAAUGCAUAUGACCCGAGGUGGAUUAUCACAGGUUGUGCCCCAAACUGAAAGAAACAUUUAUAGUAAUUCCAUUGGAAUAUAG